AUGCUGACGUCGAAAUACUGCGUCCUGCCUCCGAGCAGGCGAGUCCUCAAAGUCAAAGAGGGACCUUUUUUUGUCCCCAUGAUUCGUAUUAACCCUGUGCAGAAAUUGCGUGCUAAACCCUUCCCGGCAACGGAUGCGCGUAUUGAAUUGCCAGAAAACGGUCUGUCGUCUUCAAUCGAAGGCAGCAACAUAGCAGAUGUGCAAAGCUACUUUCCGAGUCAGUUGAACUCUUCAGUGCAGGCCAUGACGUUGCCGGAGAUAUCCAGAACUGUUUCCGAUAUCUCCAACCAGUCUAGUCGCGCCGAAACUUCGGAGUCCAUCGCUGCGUUCCAGAUCGUGCUUGACGACCAUGUUAUGCCGGGAACGGUAACACGCUAG
Ogataea haglerorum is the source of this 378-nucleotide messenger RNA. RefSeq lists its product as uncharacterized. The record is from RefSeq and is a predicted model, not a curated record. Bases 1 to 378 code for a protein of 125 amino acids. NCBI's taxonomy places the organism in Eukaryota, Fungi, Ascomycota, Pichiomycetes, Pichiales, Pichiaceae. The transcript has a single exon.